This is a messenger RNA of Patella vulgata (common limpet), 2234 nucleotides long. RefSeq names its product sialate:O-sulfotransferase 1-like. Lineage: Eukaryota; Metazoa; Mollusca; Gastropoda; Patellidae. The coding region runs from base 43 to 1725 and encodes 560 amino acids. The record is from RefSeq and is a predicted model, not a curated record. The transcript is spliced from 2 exons.
ACACGUGUUACCACAUACAUAUAUUGUUUGAUAUAUCUAUGUAUGUAUCACACAUUAUACCUUAUCAUUCAACUGAAUCGUGAAACACAAGCCAACACACUAUCAAGAAUGAGUACCGAGUUAAAAUUCAAUUGUUGGAAGUGCACGAUGGUCUUUAAGACGAACCGGGAGAGGAAGAACCACAUGGCCAACAGAGAGCACGGGGCGUUAAGAGUGGUAUGCCCAUCUUGUCCGAGAGAAAGAUUGUUUCGGAGGUCAGUUCCCGAAUUGAGAGACCAUUACCAAAGGGACCAUCCAAAGGUUUUCACCACACUCUCCAAAGAGUUUUUUUCCGAGAGCAACGGAUUCUGGCUGUCCAUAAACCCCGCCGACUAUUUACGGAUUGUCUCUAAUACAGCAAGGUCGUCAGAUGAAGCGAGAAAGGCCCGAGAAAUGGUGCGAGGAUGGUUUGACUUCGUCAGAGGGAAUAGCACCAAGUUGAAAGAUUUCGAAAGAGGAUGGGAUUCAGCUUCGAACAAACGAGACAGAGCACCUACCAUACCCUGUGAGAGCAGUUUUGUCCCUGAUUACGAAGGGACCCCGCCUCCAAAGAAAGUUCACUAUGAUCCCGAGAACCCAUCAAUAGAGCAGACGUCGCUGUCCAUACACAGCAUUGUCAUGAAACCCGUUGGUUUUGAGGCCUUCCUACUUAACGAAGAACGCUCAGUAUGGUACAAGUGCUCCAUUUCGCCAAACCUAUCCAACAAGGCCAUGACCAGUUUGUUCAGAAGAGUGCCUGCUGCGGGGGAGAAUAUAACAUCACCUCCAGAAAUCAUGACAACUAUGGCAAGACCGGAUCCGAAACUUGAAUCACAGAUAUCUGGCACGCUGGGUAUUCCGGUUGAAUUCCUCAUGCACAUUAGUAGGGCAUUGGCGAUGCCUGUUUCCAGUACUCCAGUUGCAGAAACAGAUUCUAUCCCCAGCACAGCACAUGCAGAUGAGGCGGACGAUCCAGCAAAUCUUUCCGCAGACACCACAGAUUUAGGUCAUCAUGAACUCCCGGGUGAGAACACUGUGAUGGAUAUAAACAACAACAACCGACAAGAUUUACAAGAAUUACCCAUUGUAGUACGUGAUCUGAUUCCUGAUGCCUCUUCUAGCGCCAAUAACCUAGUAACUAACAUCGAUGCUGUUUUUGACACGCCAGCAGGUAGUCUUUCACCGGCAUUGUCACUCAAUGUAUCUGAGUAUAACCCACGAAAGGUAAACAGUGAUAAGGAAGGAGUCUUGACCUUAUUCAAGAGAGGUAUCAUGCCCAUCCUACCACCCGCUAAAAGAGACUGGAGAGGUGUUACCAGAUUCCAACUAAACUCAGAAGCUUCGCAACAGCCAUUAUUCUGGCCACCUCAAGGAUGGGAGCAGUUUAGUCCCGAUCAAAAGCUGUUUGCACUUGAAACGAUGGCCUUCCAGCUUAACAGCCUACGAGCCCAAACACAAAAUUGGGACCGUACCUACCUCAUCGCCAAGUACCAAAUGCUGUCAUUACCUGGCUCCGCUAGACCACCAUUAACCAGCAGUUCAAAACAAGUAUGCCAGAUGCGCCAUUGCAACGAAGAGAUGAUUAAGAAGAUUGUAAAUGGAAACGUUACCCAACAUCAAGAUGUCACAUUCAUAAAAAUGAUGGAAGCAACAGCUAUUCAUAGGGAGAAUGAUACUGAUUGGAUAUCGGACCAGUUGGACCAAUAACAAAUCCGUUGUCGCUUCCUUGCGAAAUUAUAGAACUUGUGUAAAAAAAAAACCUAAACAUUGUGCGCGUUUCACAGAAGAAUUAUGGUAUAUUUUAACAAGAAAUCUACAGAACUGAGAAGUGUUUUUGGGCUCAUCGCGUUCUACGUCGGGAUUUGCUAUCAGUGGACAUUCAUCGUUGCUUCGAUUAUAGAAAGAACUGUUUAAUUAAAUUGUGUUUCGAACUGAUUAUUCUAACGUGCAGCUACCUGGUAUAGAUAAGAAGAAUUAAAAGCAUGCUUACGUUUGUGCUAGUGAUAUUAAACAUUUAUUACAUCGUGGAAUAAUUUCAAAUAAUACCCAGUUAUCAGUAUGACGUUAAAAUAACAUUAUUUGGACGUUGUGUUAGUCGUAUCGCGAGAUUCGAUGUUUAUUAAUUGGUACGUAAUUCAGGAGAAUUGUGUAUAUUUAAGGUGGGGAGAGUGUUAUAUAUAAGGGGGGGGGUUAGAUUUAAUUAUUGUUAUUAUUUC